Aspergillus ochraceoroseus IBT 24754 is the source of this 3060-nucleotide messenger RNA. RefSeq names its product putative C2H2 finger domain protein. Gene Ontology annotation, biological process: regulation of transcription by RNA polymerase II; DNA-templated transcription. Gene Ontology annotation, molecular function: RNA polymerase II cis-regulatory region sequence-specific DNA binding; zinc ion binding; DNA-binding transcription factor activity, RNA polymerase II-specific. The record is from RefSeq and is a predicted model, not a curated record. The transcript has 2 exons. Lineage: Eukaryota; Fungi; Ascomycota; Eurotiomycetes; Eurotiales; Aspergillaceae. Gene Ontology annotation, cellular component: chromatin. Bases 1 to 3060 code for a protein of 1019 amino acids.
AUGACCUUGACAGUAACUACAAUGCCGUCUCUGGAUCAAGCAACCAAGGCCUCCCGCCGAGGCCGCGAGGUCAGCCUGACUACCGACGACGCUGCCGUACAUGAGAUGGAUGCAUCAGCCCGCAAGAGGAAGCGAACCCGCAAAACCCACACGGAUCGUAAAUUCGAAUGCACCUUUGAGGGCUGUGGCAAGAGCUAUUCGCGUGCGGAGCACCUGUACCGUCACCAACUGAACCACACUCCCAAGCAAAUCUACCGCUGCGACUUUCCCGAUUGCUAUCGGUCUUUUGUGCGACAGGAUCUCUGCAUCCGCCAUAGGGAACGACAUACCACCCAGGGCUCGCAGCUUCAGAAACGGGACCAUUUUGCGCAAGCCGCGUCCACUACGAAUGACACCCUCGCCAACCCCCCGAUCGGUCGGCCUGUGUCGCAUGCGCCUCCGAUUCUUUCGCCUCCGACUUCCAAACUGACCUCAACACCGUCCGGGUCGGACGAACCGCUCAAUGGUGCGAGUGUCCCGGUCUCCUCGCCCAGCUCCAUCGGACCCAGUCAGCCAUUUACCAACUAUCACUCUAUUGUUCCGACACACCAGGGCGUCGAGGUACCCGACCCUGCGUUUGCCCACUCGCCAACGCAGUCGAUCCCGACCUAUAACUCGCCGCCGUUGCGGCGUCCGUUGCCCACCACCUUCAGCAGCCGCCACUCCGCGAAUGGCUCCAUUGCCUCCACCAAGGCAGGGCAGGGUGCUCGCGCAAAUCAUUCCUUGUCAGACCCUACGCCGACGUCCACCCCUCAACCCCCGGAUGCUAGCCGUGGCUACAGGGUUCCAACCGACCUGCAUGGAUCGCUAGUCAGUCCGACCGCCUACGGCUCCCCGCACGGGCUGCCCAUCGCUCUGCAUGGAUACCCCGAGAUGAACCUAGCGCCAGCCGCUUCAACCCCAACGACGUCUCUAGAUCAGACGGCUAGCCUAGCGGUCCUGGACUCUAUGGCAGGGAUGAUGCCUCCAGGCUCCGGGGUAGGGGAGCCGGGGUUCGAUCCGCUGCAUUCCGGGGUGUAUCCCAUGUUCGGCGGGGAGAACCAUCGCUCUCCCUUCCACAUGGCCGACGAUUUCACCGCAUGGCUAUUUAACGAGCCUAUUCCCGGGUCGUCGUCGGUGCCCAGUAUGGUCCCUCACUACAUGGAAGCCGCACAGCUGCAGAAUCAAUUUGUGAUGAACGAGCCUACGUACGGCAACUUUCUGAAUGGCGCCAUCCCAUCUCAUUCGAUGAGUGUGACUAGUAUUCUCGACCCUGGUUCGCCACGAGCCAUCAUCUCCCAGGAGAAACGACAGGAAUUGCUCGACCUCAUGGCGACGCGUUUUAAUGCGGCCGCAUACUCGGCGGUUGCGAAGCGGACAGAUGCGCUGAUGGAUGGAGACAUGGAGGACGAUGGCCACAUCCUUAGCUUGUCCAAAAUGCAGACCUACAUUGGGUCCUACUGGUACCACUUCCAUGUCCAGCUGCCUAUCCUGCACCGACCGACCUUUGCAGCCGAUCGAGCCCCCAGUCUCCUGCUAUUGGCCGUGAUGGCUAUCGGAGCAGCCACGCUCGACGGUAUCCAUGGACGGGAAGUGACGGAGGCGGCGUCAGACCUGGCCGACUUUAUUAUGUGGCAUCUGCGGUGGGAGAUUUUUAUGGAAGCGGAUUUCCGUCCGCCGGCCAAACUCUGGGUUUUUCAGGUGCUUUUGCUCCUCGAGGUCUAUGAGAAGAUGUACUCUACGCGUGCGCUCCAUGAGCGGGCGCACAUUCACCACGACACUACCUUGACUCUGAUGCGGCGUGGCAGUUCCCUGAUUGGGCGCUCUGCACUGGAUUCCCCUGCCAGCCUGAGGGAGGACCGGCCGGCCCGGUCGUCCGCUUCUUCGGGGUCGACCACGACGCCAGACUUCGCUGCGGAAGAAUCCUGGGCACAUUGGAUUAAGACGGAAGCGACGAGACGCGUUGCGUUUGCGGCAUUUGUGUUGGACUCGACCCACGCAACGAUGUUCGGACAUUCCGCCAAGAUGGUUGCGCAUGAGCUGCGCCUGCCGCUCCCGUGCGAUGAGGCGUUGUGGUCCGCGACCAGCACGUCGGAGAUGGCCCGGGUGCAGUCGAGUCUCCACGCCAACAGCGUCAAGCCGGUCAUGUUUUUGGACGGGCUGAAGCAGACCCUCAACGGGCAGCGGGUCCGAACCAACGCCUUUGGCCGGACGAUCCUCAUGGCGGGCCUCCUCAGCGUCAGCUGGCACAUGAACCAGCGAGACCUCCAGGUUAGCUCGUUGGGGGUCCCCCAUGCCCUCGGAGGCCGCGACAAAUGGCGGUCUGCGCUUCUCCGGGCUUUUGAUAACUGGCGACGCGAUUUCGAUGAGGCGCUUGGACAGACCGGAACGACAUCCUUUCCGACUGGGUAUCGGGGACGAUAUUCCCUCGAUGAAGAUAACGUCUUCGAGUCGCGCGAUGUGCUGCACGGGCUAGCCCACAUGGCCUCCCAUGUGGACGUGGUGGACUGCCAGAUCUUUGCGGGCGCCCGUCGGCUCAUGGGGCGAGCGAUCAUGCCGCGCGACUACAGCGCCGCGCGAGAGAAGAUGGUCGAUCGUUGGGCAACCAAGGCCUCCGCGCGCGAUGCCACUUUCUACGCGCUCAAAUUCCUCUCCGAGUGUCUUCUCGACAACCACGGCGGCUCUGACGCCGAAGGCGAGCUCUACUGCGGACGGACCGAUUACCUCCUCAACCGGCCGUGGGUGAUCUACGUGGCUGCCUUGGUGGUCUGGUGUUAUGGGUACGCACUGGACGGGGCAAUCGCGGAUGCACCAGAGUUGUCCACGGUCGCCGAACAACGGCGAGACAUGCAGGCAUUCUUACGGCGCGUGGGGGGGGUACGAGAGCCUAGCGACCUGGAAGCCAUCCCCGGGCGCAACCGGUGCCUGGGGCUGCUGAUGAUCCUGCGGGAUGGGUUCGUCAACGCGCGAUGGGAGCUGUUGGCGGAAGCUGCAGACCUGCUGGGCAGUUGCAUUGACAAACUACGGGGGGUCUCUUCGUGA